UUUCUUCCCUCUCUUUCUUCUCUGCGCACGUCAUCAGUUCGACAGAAAGUCUCAAAGAGAGGAAAUCGCUGUAAGCCUUUCCGGCGACUCAAACAUCCAGCUUUCUCGACAUCCAGGGAGUGCAUUAUCUCUGGAAUGCCUGGUUUUUGUAGAUUGGGUGCUUGCAAAUUGGAGAAAGGUUAAUCCUAAAUUGGGGGAGCUUUGCUUAGAACGGAGUUAGAUUGCUAAAACCUCUGAAGCAUUGUUGAAGAUAACUAACAAUUAUCAAAGACCUUGCCGACCUUUUCCAAUAUGCUUCUGAAAAUUUUCAUCUAUACUCUCCUAUUCAAGCUUGCGUCCUUGACUGCUGGUGAUUUUACUUAUAAUGGAUUCAAGGGUGCUAACCUCAGCCUGGAUGGACUGGCAGCAUUGACACCCAAUGGUUUGCUGAGACUGACCAAUAUUAGCAAGCAUGAUCAAGGCCAUGCCUUCUCCAGCGUUCCACUUCAGUUCAAAAGAUCUUCAAUGGAUACCGUCAUCUCUUUUUCUACUGUCUUUGUCUUCUCCGUUGUUCCUGAGUAUCCCAUGUACGGCGGCCAUGGGUUUGCUUUUGUUCUCUCCCCCUCCAUGCGCUUGUUGCAAACUUUGCCAAGUUACUACCUUGGCCUCUUCAAUGCAACCAACAACAGAGAUCCAUCCAAUUACAUCUUCGCUGUUGAGUUUGACACCUUAAACAACGCUGAAGUAGCCGACAUUGAUGACAACCAUGUAGGCAUUGACAUCAAUAGUCUGAUAUCUAACAAGUCAGCCUCUGCUGGUUUUACAUCUGACGAUGAUGGGCAGUUUAAGAACCUGAGACUUUGGAGUGGUGAGCCAAUGCAAGUUUGGAUUGAAUAUGAUGGUCUAAAUAUGCAGCUUAACGUGACAUUGUCCUCUCUCGGGAAGCCAAAACCAAAGAUUCCUCUCUUAUCAUCUACCAUAAAUCUUUCUAGCAUAAUUAUGGACCAUAUGUAUGUGGGAUUCUCUGCAUCAACAGGAAUAGCAUAUUCGUACCAUUACAUUCUUGGUUGGAGCUUUAUGAUGAAUGGAAAAGUUCCUGAGCUUAAUAUCUCAAGCCUCCCUCAGCUCCCUCAAACUAUGACAUCAUCUAAGGAUAAAACAAAGGCUAUAUCAAUAUGGUUGCCUGUAUCUCUUUCAGUGCUUGUGCUAAUGACUGUUGCUGCUGCAAGGAUGAUAAUGGUGAGAAAGAAAAGAUUCUCUGAGCUUCUGGAGGACUGGGAGCUAGAUUUCGAGCUUCAUAGAUUCUCUUAUAAACAACUAUACAAGGCAACCAGAGGUUUCAAGGAUGAGUAUCUUCUGGGUGUUGGAGGGUUUGGCAGGGUCUACAAAGGAGUUCUGAAAGACACUAAAGUUGAAGUUGCAAUCAAGAGAGUGUGCCAUGAAUCAAGACAAGGAGUGAGGGAGUUUGUAGCUGAGAUUGUUAGCCUCGGUCAGCUUCAACACCGGAAUCUGGUGCCACUACUGGGCUACUGCAGGCGUGAAGGUGAACUCAUCUUGGUGUAUGAGUACAUGCCAAACAGGAGCCUUGAUAAAUUUCUAUUCUGUGAAGGCAAAUCAACUCUUAGUUGGAGUCGAAGAUUUUGGAUAAUCAAAGGUGUGGCCUCUGGUUUGCUGUAUUUGCAUGAAGAUUGGGAUAGAGUUGUAAUUCACAGAGAUGUCAAGGCCAGCAACGUGUUGCUGGAUGGUGAUAUGAACGGAAGGCUUGGUGACUUUGGAUUAGCUAGAUUAUACGAUCACGGUGGUGUUCCUCAAACCACCCAUCUUGCCGGAACAGUUGGUUAUCUAGCACCCGAGCUGUUUAGAACUUGCCGGGUCACAACCAGCAGUGAUGUGUUUGCAUUUGGUGUUUUCCUUCUAGAGGUUGCUUGUGGAAGGAGGCCAAUAGACCGAGAGAAAGCAGACAACCAGGAGGUUUUGAUAGAUUGGGUGUUGGCAAAUUGGAGAAAGGGAACAAUUAUGGAAACAAGGGAUGAAAGACUGGGAGAGGAGUAUGUGGCAGAGGAGUUAGAGUUGGUGCUGAAACUUGGAUUACUCUGUUCACAUCCUUUGCCAACAGCUAGGCCGCGCAUGAGGCGAGUAACACAUCUCCUGCAUGGUGACAUCCCUCUUGCUGAUCCUCUGCUUAAUCAAUUAAUUACCAAAGAUUCAACAUUUGUCAAGUAUGAGGGGUCUAACGCAUAUGCCAUGUCAUUUACCUCCAUGUCGAGUGAAUCAUUGCUAUUUAGUGGCCGUUGAUUGAAUUGAACUCUUUCUGUUCACAAUUUAUAGUGUGUCAUCAUGAAAUAUCAUAUUUCCCAUCUUUAAUACAUGUAUGUAUACAUUUUUGCUAGUUGAAUCUUAGCAAGUCAAUUUUACUAUUUUGAUUGGAUUCUACCUGUGGUUCAUAUGAAAAAUCUUUCCUCCAUUAUUACUUAGCACUUUGGUACACUGUCUCUUUAGUCGUGUCUAACUUCUUCCUUCUCCUACUAUGUUAAUUUCUAUUCAAGACAUCGAAAUGAUACAUGAGUGCUAUGGUAAAUGUGUGCAGUUGUUCUCUUUGCUUUAAUUGAUACAGCAAAGCUGAAGAUUCAGUGGAAUUUUAUUUUAUGGUUUCUCCAAGUUUGAUUGAUUAUGAUUUUUACGAGGAAAGUUUAACGUUGUUUGUCGGAACUUAAUUAAUUAAGCUUGACCA
Messenger RNA from Dioscorea cayenensis subsp. rotundata (Guinea yam), 2710 nucleotides. RefSeq names its product L-type lectin-domain containing receptor kinase SIT2-like. Bases 292 to 2274 code for a protein of 660 amino acids. Gene Ontology annotation, biological process: protein phosphorylation. The record is from RefSeq and is a predicted model, not a curated record. The transcript has 3 exons. NCBI's taxonomy places the organism in Eukaryota, Viridiplantae, Streptophyta, Magnoliopsida, Dioscoreales, Dioscoreaceae. Gene Ontology annotation, molecular function: carbohydrate binding; protein kinase activity; ATP binding. Gene Ontology annotation, cellular component: plasma membrane.